UGUUUCAGAUACCUGACAGAGUUUGUAGAUUUGGGAAAUCUUUCUGUGUUGAGAACGUUCAGAGUACUUAGAGCUCUGAAGACCAUCACAGUCAUCCCUGGCCUAAAGACGAUUGUCGGAGCGCUCAUCCAAUCAGUAAAGAAGCUGGCUGAUGUGAUGAUUCUGACCGUGUUCUGCCUGAGCGUCUUCGCUCUGAUUGGUCUGCAGCUCUUUAUGGGAAACCUGCGCCAGAAAUGUGUUCUGGUACCACCGCUGUUGCUUGGCAACCACACCUCUGACACCCACCUCAGUACUGGUAACCAUGGAUCUGAAACCCAAAGCAACAACACAGGAAGCAGCAACUUUGACUACUCAGAGUACAUCAACAACCCAGAAAACUACUACUACCAGCCCGGUCAACUUGAUGCUCUGCUGUGUGGAAACAGCUCUGAUGCUGGGGUAUGUCCGGAGGGUUACGUUUGUCUGAAAGCGGGGAGAAACCCAAACUACGGAUACACAAGCUACGACUCAUUUGGUUGGGCGUACCUGUCUCUGUUCAGACUGAUGACCCAGGACUUCUGGGAGAACCUGUUCCAGCUGACACUACGAGCAGCUGGUAAAACCUACAUGAUCUUCUUCGUGGUUGUUAUCUUCCUUGGCUCGUUCUACCUUAUUAACCUCAUCCUAGCCGUGGUUGCCAUGGCGUACGCCGAGCAGAACGAGGCCACCAUGGCCGAGGCUAAACAGAAGGAGGAAGAGUACGCUCAGAUCCUGGAGAUGCUAAAGAAGAGAGAGGAGGAGCAGGCGGCCAGCAGGGCUCAGCUCUUAGAGGACCCAGAUGGAGCACCACAGAAGAAGAAUUCAUCUGUAGAAACAAAGGGUCACGACCAAGAACACACUGCCAUGGAAGACUUUGCAGACGACCAGAGGCCGUGUCCUCCAUGUUGGUACGUCUUUGCCGACAUUUUCCUGAAAUGGAACUGUUGUGGCUGCUGGCGGUGGCUCAAACAGUAUCUCUACACCAUUGUCAUGGACCCUUUCGUUGACCUCGGAAUUACUAUCUGUAUUGUCCUCAACACCGUCUUCAUGGCCAUGGAGCAUUAUCCAAUGACAGAGGAGUUUGAGGAGCUUCUGAGCAUUGGAAAUCUGGUUUUCACAGGGAUCUUCACAGCAGAGAUGGUCCUCAAACUUCUGGCCAUGGACCCGUACUACUACUUCCAGGUGGGCUGGAACAUCUUUGACAGCAUCAUCGUCACCAUGAGUCUGGUAGAGCUGGGAUUGGCUAACGUUCAGGGCCUAUCUGUGCUGCGCUCCUUCCGAUUGAUGCGAGUGUUUAAGCUGGCGAAGUCGUGGCCAACUCUCAACAUGUUGAUAAAGAUCAUUGGGAACUCGGUGGGUGCUCUGGGGAACCUGACUCUGGUCCUGGCCAUCAUCGUCUUCAUCUUUGCUGUCGUCGGCAUGCAGGUUUUUGGGAAGAACUACAAAGACUGCGUCUGUCGCAUCGCACUUGACUGCGAACUUCCCCGCUGGCACAUGUACGACUUCUUCCACGCCUUCCUCAUCAUCUUCAGGGUCCUGUGUGGAGAGUGGAUUGAGACCAUGUGGGACUGCAUGGAGGUCUCGGGUCAGACCAUGUGUUUGAUUGUUUUCAUGAUGGUCCUCGUUAUCGGAAACCUGGUGGUUCUGAAUCUGUUCCUGGCCUUGUUGCUGAGCUCAUUUAGUGGUGAUAAUCUUGCGGCUCCAGAAGAUGAGGGAGAAAACAAUCUGCAGAUCGCUAUGAACAGGAUCAGUCAGGCUGUGUCUUGGGCAAAGAAAUGGAUCCUGGAACAAAUCUGGACUAUCACUGGAAAGAAGAACCACAUUAACCCAGACCACACCGUGGUCGACAGUGAGGAAGACAAUAGGACUACGAAGGUAAUCUUAGCAUUGACCUUUGUGACCUCAAGCCAGGCGGUGUCAGAGGUCGAGUACCUCGACUAUAACCAUGGCAACCUGACAAACAACGAUGACAUCAUUCCCUGUAUGACGGUCCCGAUCGCCGAGGCUGAGUCCGACUUUGAAACGCAUGACAAUGAUGAUGAAGAGUACGAAGAAGAGGAUGAGGAUGAAGAAAAGCACUCCCAUUGUGAUGAGUCGUCAGUCUGCAGCACCGUUCAGAAACUUCCUGAAGCUCACGAGGACGGAGAAGAAGAAGAGCACGAAGCAAACACACCUGAGGACUGCUUCAGUGACAAGUAUUACAGACGCUGUCCAUUCCUGGACAUAGACACAUCCCAGAGCAGAGGGAAGGUCUGGUCCAACAUCAGGAGAACCUGUUUCUCCAUCGUAGAACACAACUACUUUGAGACCUUCAUCAUUUUUAUGAUCCUGCUGAGCAGUGGAGCUCUGGCGUUUGAGGACAUCUACUUGGAGCAACGGCGGGUCAUCAAGACAGUCCUGGAGUAUGCAGACCAGGUGUUCACCUACGUGUUUGUGCUGGAGAUGAUUGUCAAGUGGGUUGCCUAUGGAUUCAAGACUUACUUCACCAACGCCUGGUGCUGGCUCGACUUCCUCAUCGUAGACGUGUCUCUGGUGUCUCUGACAGCAAACAUCCUGGGAUACUCUGAGUUGGGCGCCAUCAAGUCUCUGAGGACUCUGAGAGCUCUGAGGCCCCUGAGGGCCCUCUCUCGCUUCGAGGGCAUGAGGGUGGUGGUAAAUGCCCUGGUUGGAGCGAUCCCGUCCAUUUUUAACGUGCUGCUGGUUUGUCUGAUAUUCUGGCUGAUCUUCAGCAUCAUGGGAGUGAAUCUGUUUGCAGGAAAGUUUUAUUAUUGUUUUAACGAGACGUCUGAGGAGAUGUUUCCUCCUGAAGAUGUCAACAACAGGAGCGAGUGCUUUGCUCUGAUGGAGGCCAAUUUGACUGAGAUCCGCUGGAAAAACAUAAAGGUUAACUACGACAAUGUGGGGCUGGGCUACCUGUCACUGCUGCAAGUGGCCACGUUUAAAGGUUGGAUGGACAUCAUGUACGCAGCUGUGGACUCCAGAGACGUGGAGUCCCAGCCGCAGUACGAGGCCAAUUUGUACAUGUACCUAUACUUUGUCAUCUUCAUCAUAUUCGGCUCCUUCUUCACCCUCAAUCUCUUCAUCGGAGUCAUCAUAGACAACUUCAACCAGCAGAAAUCUAAGUUGGGGGGAACAGAUCUUUUCAUGACAGAGGAGCAGAAGAAAUAUUACAACGCCAUGAAGAAACUAGGCUCCAAGAAACCUCAGAAACCUGUUCCACGGCCUGAGAACAAGUUCCAGGCUCUAGUUUUUGACCUGGUGACGACUCAGCUUUUUGACAUUUUCAUCAUGGUGCUAAUCUGCCUCAACAUGGUGACCAUGAUGGUGGAGACAGACGAGCAGAGCGAGGAGAAACAAAUGAUCCUGUACUGGGUCAACCUUGUCUUCAUCAUUGUCUUCACCACAGAGUGCACUCUAAAGAUGAUCGCUCUCCGGCAGCAUUACUUCGCUGUUGGCUGGAACAUCUUCGACUUUGUUGUUGUCAUCCUGUCCAUUGUAGGCCUCCUUCUUGCUGACAUCAUAGAGAAAUAUUUUGUUUCUCCAACGCUCUUCCGUGUAAUUCGAUUGGCUCGGAUCGGCCGAGUUCUCCGUCUCAUUCGUGGAGCCAAGGGGAUCCGCACACUGCUGUUCGCCCUGAUGAUGUCACUUCCUGCCCUCUUUAACAUUGGCCUCCUCCUAUUUCUCAUCAUGUUCAUCUUCUCCAUCUUCGGAAUGUCUAACUUUGCGUACGUGAGGAAGGAGGCCAUGAUCGACGACAUGUUUAACUUUGAGACGUUUGGGAACAGCAUGAUCUGUUUGUUUAUGAUCACCACGUCAGCCGGAUGGGACGGUCUGCUGAAUCCCAUCAUGAACACGCCGCCGGACUGCGACCCCAACAUAGAUAACCCUGGGUCGAUGGUCAGGGGGGACUGUGGCAGCCCGGCAUUGGGCAUCGUCUUCUUCACCACCUACAUCAUCAUGUCCUUUCUAGUGGUGGUCAACAUGUACAUCGCCAUCAUCCUGGAGAACUUCAAUGUGGCUACAGAGGAGAGCGCUGACCCGCUGUGUGAGGACGACUUUGAGAUGUUCUAUGAAACUUGGGAGAAGUUUGACUCCGAUGCUUCUCAGUUCAUACAGUACAGUAAGCUGUCAGAUUUCUGCGACACUCUGAAGGAUCCGUUGAGGAUCUCCAAACCAAACACCAUCAAACUGAUUCACAUGGAUCUGCCUCUGGUUCCUGGAGACAAGAUCCACUGUCUGGACAUCCUGCUGGCUCUCACUGCACAGGUUUUGGGUGAUUCAGGAGAGAUGGAUGCUCUCAAAGCCAGUAUGGAGGAGAAGUUCAUGGCCAACAAUCCCUCCAAGGUGUCAUAUGAACCAAUCAGCAGCACUCUGCGGAGGAAACAGGAAGAAGUGGCGGCGACGGUGAUCCAGAGAGCAUAUAGGAAACACCUCCUGAAGCGGACGGUCAAAUUGGCAUCCUACAAAUACCGAGAGAAGAUGGAGGGACGGCGAGCCAAGGAGUCUCCGCCCGAGACAAAAGGACUUAUCUGUAAACGCAUCAGUCAGCUGUAUGGAGGCAGCGAGGACACAGAGGAGCCCAUCGCAGGUGUUUCAGAUGAGGAGACUCCUCACACUCGGGUGGAGCUUCAGAGUGAGUUUCUUCUCCAUGCUGCUCCACCCCUCAACACCUCCAACUUCCUGCCGGUUGAGAACCUGAGGGAGUCUAUUGUCUGA
This is a messenger RNA of Cyclopterus lumpus (lumpfish), 4734 nucleotides long. RefSeq names its product sodium channel, voltage-gated, type IV, alpha, b (gene scn4ab). Gene Ontology annotation, biological process: sodium ion transmembrane transport; membrane depolarization during action potential; neuronal action potential. Gene Ontology annotation, cellular component: voltage-gated sodium channel complex; plasma membrane; axon. Gene Ontology annotation, molecular function: protein binding; voltage-gated sodium channel activity. The transcript is spliced from 25 exons. The annotation marks the transcript as partial. The record is from RefSeq and is a predicted model, not a curated record. Lineage: Eukaryota; Metazoa; Chordata; Actinopteri; Perciformes; Cyclopteridae.